AUGUACACAUCCACACGAGUAAACCCGCUAACCAAAAAUAAACCGUUACCCCGGUUAUUUAUUGGACAAACAAAUGGAAGCCCAUUUGAACAGCCCAAAACCCUAAUUUCCAAAGUAUAUAAAAAGAGUGAUAUUAGGGUUUUCGUUCGUCCUCUUAAAGCUUUUAGUUUUCUCUGCCGUCGUCUCUCUCUCUCUCAUUCGCGCGACGCUACACUAUAUCAGCCAUGGCCGCCGUCGCAGAAAUUGACGCUGAGAUGCAGCAACAGCUCACCAACGAGGUCAAGCUUUUCAACCGCUGGACCUAUGACGACGUUGAGGUCACAGAUAUCAGUCUAGUUGACUACAUUGGAGUUCAGGCAGCUAAACAUGCAACCUUUGUCCCCCACACCGCUGGAAGAUACUCUGUGAAG
Messenger RNA from Camelina sativa (false flax), 410 nucleotides. The record is from RefSeq and is a predicted model, not a curated record. Lineage: Eukaryota; Viridiplantae; Streptophyta; Magnoliopsida; Brassicales; Brassicaceae.